This is a messenger RNA of Entelurus aequoreus (snake pipefish), 922 nucleotides long. Its product is annotated as deoxycytidine kinase 2-like. Gene Ontology annotation, biological process: nucleobase-containing compound metabolic process. Bases 1 to 660 code for a protein of 219 amino acids. NCBI's taxonomy places the organism in Eukaryota, Metazoa, Chordata, Actinopteri, Syngnathiformes, Syngnathidae. Gene Ontology annotation, cellular component: cytoplasm; mitochondrion. The record is from RefSeq and is a predicted model, not a curated record. Gene Ontology annotation, molecular function: deoxyguanosine kinase activity; ATP binding. The transcript has 7 exons.
AUGGACAAGUCAUGUCGUAAACGAGGCAAGUUAGCGGCCGGGAAGUCCACCUUUGUGCGAGUUCUCCAGAGGGCGUCGUCAGACUGGGAGGUCAUACCUGAACCCAUCGGCAAGUGGUGCAAUGUCCACAAUGACAGCGGGGACGUUUACCAGGAGCUGAGUUCCUCCCAGAAGAGCGGAGGAAAUCUGCUACACAUGGUCUACGACAAACCCAGCCGUUGGUCCUACACCUUCCAGAGUUACGCAUUUCCCAGCAGAGUUCGCGCCCAGCUUCAGUCGCCAUCAGUCAAACUUCAGCAGGCGGAAAAUCCAAUUCAGUUCUUCGAGCGUUCCGUCUACUCGGACAGGUACGUGUUUGCGUCCAACCUGUUUGAGUCUGGCAACAUGAGCGAGACGGAGUGGAGCGUCUACCAGGACUGGCACGGAUGGUUGCUCGGUAGCUUUGAGGAGGACAUCGCCCUCGACGCCAUCAUUUAUCUGAGAGCCGACCCACAGGUGAAGGCCCCCGCCGCGCACAUUCGUCACACGUCGACACUGGACUUUGACUACCUGAAUCAUCUUCCUGUCCUCGUUUUGGACGUCAACGACAACUUCAAGAACGAUGGCAUCAAACAGGAAGCGAUCAUUGACAAGGUCAAAGAGUUUCUCUCCACGUUGUAGGAGACCCUUUCACUGUGGACUAAAUCAACCUUUGCAGUCUUCUUGCGUGUCUUGUCCCACGCCGACACUCAGGAUGCAAUAAAGCAAGUAGACACAUUCAUUGGAUAUAUGUCUUGCUCGUCAUGAGGACUUCUGAGCGUUACUAAGAAGACCAUCCACAAAACUCUCACCUUGGAUUAUUUAUAUGAGUUUUAAAUCUGUCAGACGCCGACUGGAGUCUUUGAGAUCUUGUUUUUAUUUAAAAUUAAAGCUUGUCAUGGUA